CAUAGACUCUCGAGAACCCUCUCGCUCGCUGAAAGGUCUCCGACGCGGACGUCCCAGUCCCCCCACGCGGGCCCUACAGUCCGAGCGUUCAUCGAAUUGGUUCUACGAGCUUAUAAGGGUCAGCGAACGUCAUGGAAGUCGAGCCGAGAGAGAUUCGUUGGAUCUUAUACAUACAAGUCCCAUGGCAACCGGUUUCUCGACUGACUGCAGAGUAGUGAGUGCAGCCGGCAGCAUACGUCCGUAUAACGCGGUCCCUGCUCGGAUUCAGGAUACGAUAUGCGGCUUAGUUAUUUCGGGAGGCACGAGGCACGAACGCCGCCGCCGUCUCGACGUACCGGUAGACGCCGCGCCGCGCCGCGCCGUGUCAUUCUUCUGGGAUUUCAUCACCGAGGGAAAGAUCGUUUCUCUCGAGGAAAUGCGUCGCAUCGGUACCAUCGGUGGACGCACCGAUACCGCGACGGGUCCCGGAUGUACAUACACUCUUGUCUCGCGGGUUGUAUGUACGCUGGGGUCCCAGGUCCCGGGUCCCGGAUAUACUUGGAACAAAGAGGACGAAAAAGACGGGGAGAGGUCUUUUAACGAGGAGCUUUUGCUUGUAGCGCUUUCGAAAAUCUACCAGAGAAAGUCGUAUUUCCCAAAUUACAGUUUACCUUACCAUAUAUGAUUGCGCGUAAAAAUAAAUCGAUAUUCUGGAUAUUCACGCACGGCAGGGCAACAGAAAACAGAACGUUAUCGGUAAGCGCCAUCGGAUAAUCGAAUAAUUAAUGUUAUUUGUCAUUUGUGGAAUCACAAACGAUUCAAGAUUAGGAUAAUUUCAGUGAUAUAUUAUUUCUUCAAAACGGAAGAGAAACGGAUAUAGAUUUAUUUAAUAGAGGUUUAUACCCACAAAUGUAUUUCCAAUACUUGUAAUAUUUAACGAAAACGUGAUCUUGAAAAUCGACAGAGCGAUUUAUAAUCUUGAAGAUACCUCUCAAGUAGGUAAAUCCAAAGUCGGACGUCCGCGACAAUUACUCGGCGGAAAAACAAAAGAUAUUUUUCUAUUCUUAGGAUACAGCCGCCUCUUCUCUCUCUCUCUCUCUCUCUCUUUUUGUGUGUGAGUGUGAGUGUAUGCGUGUGUGAGACGACCGCCUUUUUCCUCUACUCCUAUUUUGUACGUAGGGAUUUCCGGAUGUGUCGCCUCGGAUCUUCCCGCGAACGGCAAACUUGACGAUACGUUUUAAUCUCUACUCGUAUCAUAUC
Messenger RNA from Temnothorax curvispinosus, 1239 nucleotides. RefSeq lists its product as uncharacterized. The record is from RefSeq and is a predicted model, not a curated record. Bases 182 to 664 code for a protein of 160 amino acids. The transcript is spliced from 3 exons. NCBI's taxonomy places the organism in Eukaryota, Metazoa, Arthropoda, Insecta, Hymenoptera, Formicidae.